AUGUCAGCCAUACGAGAUUCUGUCAAGAUUGACUCAGUCUUAUUGAAGAUCUUGAAAGUUCAAGGAUGGAGGCGACCGAAGGAAGAAUCUCGGAGAUUAUCUUUACCGUACUCUCGACCAUUAGGAAUCGUUACUUCAGCAGGUUCCAAAGGCUCCACGGAACAUGUCAUACGAGAAUUGAACCAGAUAAAACAAGAGAAAAUCACUUUCAUCUAUGAUCGAUCCAUGAUUUUGGGUCUUCAGGAGAGUUUGCGUGGUCAUUUACGAACUUCAUUUGAUUUACAAAGAUUUCUAUUACCACUGGACGACCUUUUGAUCCGUGAAUAUAUGAAAAUCACAGCAUCGACAUAUAUCUUAACUUCUCGCCAGGAAGAUUGGUCAGGAGACCUGACUAAUUAUAAGAAGCUCUUCGAGAUGGGCCAGAUGAGAUUGGUCAAUUCCAUCUUACGCGAUCCGAGAUUUUGGAAAAAUGAUAAAUGCCAGGAUCGGCAGUAUGGUCGAUCAGAAUUUUCAACUACUUCUCCAAUAGCAGAAGGUGACAGAGGGAAUUUGGAAGCGGGAACAGAAAGCAUUUUCUCUUUGCAUUACCGAAGAAGACAGAGAAAACCUCACGUAUUAUUCGAGGCGGUACGAAAACAGGAUAUCGACGAUAUUUUGAUGGAUAAUCUCACUAGGCUAGGCUCAAGGUCAGGUACUUGGGAUGAUCAAUGGAGUAUCGAGAUUUCUGGAGACGGCCAGAGUACAAAAGUCACAGGCUACCUUGAACCGGAUCCACAAAUAGUGGAAAAUGUAAGGUUGCUACAUCAACAGUUGUGGUUGAAGAUGUGGCUGAAUCAAUGCGACUACUACAUCCUAUACAAUUUCUCUUCGAUAUUGAUAUAUCACCUUACGUCACCCACUCAGGCCCGAAUGUCAUAUGUCGUUCCUCUCGAAAAAGCUUCAAGUCCCGAAUUCAUCGCCACAGAGAGAGUAUCGCAUUCCAGAAGAUGGGGUCGCAUCUUAGAGCAGGAUCGAAAAAGGCUUGAUCUACCGCGACAGCUCCAUCCAGAUUUAUGGACUCUCAGACAUCCGUUCUCCCGAACCAGACUUAAAAUUUGUUCUCCUUGUGUCCAAUCAAUUUCUCAAAUACCUCUUCUCCUUACCUCACCUGAGCAAAGCUCAUCUCGACGGGCGCUGGAUCCUUCGCGGUCCGAAUCUUCAAUUCUUAUGAUCGGUGAGCCUAUCUCUUGGGGUUAG
This is a messenger RNA of Kwoniella botswanensis, 1236 nucleotides long. RefSeq lists its product as uncharacterized. The transcript is spliced from 6 exons. The record is from RefSeq and is a predicted model, not a curated record. Lineage: Eukaryota; Fungi; Basidiomycota; Tremellomycetes; Tremellales; Cryptococcaceae. The coding region runs from base 1 to 1236 and encodes 411 amino acids.